This is a messenger RNA of Oncorhynchus kisutch (coho salmon), 4260 nucleotides long. Its product is annotated as cyclin-dependent kinase 2. Bases 2555 to 3193 code for a protein of 212 amino acids. Gene Ontology annotation, cellular component: cytoplasm; nucleus; cyclin-dependent protein kinase holoenzyme complex. Lineage: Eukaryota; Metazoa; Chordata; Actinopteri; Salmoniformes; Salmonidae. The record is from RefSeq and is a predicted model, not a curated record. The transcript has 17 exons. Gene Ontology annotation, biological process: poly(A)+ mRNA export from nucleus; regulation of gene expression; G1/S transition of mitotic cell cycle. Gene Ontology annotation, molecular function: cyclin binding; cyclin-dependent protein serine/threonine kinase activity; ATP binding.
UGGCAUUAACAACGCGGGAACUGGCGGGUUCUGUUACUUUUGUUUCGAGUCGAACGUGUUGCAACCCGCUUAACUGAUUCCUUUUAUUUAUCGUGUGAUAAUCCUGAUGGGCUCCCGCUCCAAGUUGUUCCUGGCGAAACACGUUGGCGGCAACGUUACAAAGUUGCAGAUUUAUUCACAAAAGUUUAGUUAGUUCGCAUUCUAACGUUAGCUUGAAUUUGAGGCAGCUACUCCUGUUAGCUAACGUUUUUCUUUGUUUUAAAAAAUACAGCGGUUUGUAUUAGAUGAUAGCUCUCUAGCUAGCUAACCAAAACAGAACUUGUGUGACAUGGAAUCAUUUCAGAAAGUGGAAAAGAUUGGAGAAGGGACGUACGGAGUGGUGUACAAGGCAAAGAACAAAGUCACUGGAGAGACGGUUGCCCUCAAGAAAAUCAGAUUAGACACGGAAACAGAGGGAGUACCAAGCACUGCCAUCCGAGAGAUAUCACUCCUCAAAGAGCUCAGCCACCCAAAUAUUGUUGAGCUCCGUGAUGUCAUCCACACAGAGAACAAACUGUACCUGGUUUUUGAGUUCCUACAUCAGGACCUCAAGAAGUUCAUGGACUCCUCCUCUGUCUCUGGUAUCGCUUUGCCACUUGUCAAGAGUUACCUGUUCCAGCUGCUACAGGGCCUGGCCUUCUGUCACUCCCACAGGGUUCUCCAUCGGGACCUGAAGCCCCAGAACUUGCUCAUCAAUGCCCAGGGGGAGAUCAAGCUUGCUGACUUCGGCCUGGCUAGGGCCUUCGGGGUGCCUGUCCGCACCUACACUCAUGAGGUGGUAACUCUAUGGUACCGAGCUCCAGAAAUUCUCUUGGGCUGCAAAUACUACUCUACAGCUGUUGACAUCUGGAGUUUGGGUUGCAUCUUUGCUGAAAUGAUCACUAGGAGGGCCUUGUUUCCAGGUGACUCCGAGAUCGAUCAGCUGUUCCGAAUCUUCCGUACCCUGGGUACUCCGGAUGAGGCGGCCUGGCCAGGAGUCACCUCCAUGCCCGACUACAAGCCGUCCUUCCCAAAGUGGGCCCGGCAGGAGCUGUCCAAAGUGGUGCCCCCUCUGGAUGACGACGGGAGAGAGCUUCUUGGGCAAAUGCUGGCCUAUGACCCAAACAAGAGGAUAUCUGCAAAAAAUGCCCUUGUCCAUCGGUUCUUCCGUGACGUCACCAUGCCAAUGCCACACCUACGACUCUGAGACAUGCAGACUGACAGGGACAAUACAUAGCGCAGGGUCUUUCCAUGAGAGACCUCUGAGUAUAAGGACUGCCCCAGCUCUUAUCCACACCUGAAUAGUACAGUCCAGAAGAUGGGAGAGAUCACAGGGAAAUAUGGGUGCCAUUCCAAAAAUCAUUCCAGCAGCUAAAACCAGCGUUUUAUAAAUUAGAUGUCCUGUGAGUUUUUUUCUUUUCUUUUUUUCUUUACAGCUAUGAGUGCUUGUUAUGGAGUGGAGAAUGGAUUAGAAAAUUCCAGUUGUUUCAGCAUUUGAUUUGUAUUGAAAGGGUUGUGUUUAGAUUUUAUCAAACUUGUUAUGCCAAUUUUAUAAAUGUUUAAUGAUUAUACAUAAAGAUAAACUUGUUCCAAAUCUUCUAUUGUCUUUUCAAUUCAUGUAAUUUUGUAUAUUUACAGGUACGAUAUGCGAGUUAACAUUCACAAUCCUGUGCCAACUUUUGUCAAGCUCUUUGAGUUAGGUUAACAUUGUGUGACAAUAUGAAACAUAUGGUCUGUGUUAUUUUUGAAGAUAUUUCAUCAAGGCUUGACAUAAGAAGUCCUAUAGUAUAGCCACAAACAAAAGGGGGAAAAGCAGGGUUAGUUACAAGUAAAUUGUUUUUGAACAAUCGCAACAUGUAGUGUUGAUCCCAUGUCUUGAUCUGAAAUAAAUACCAAAAAUCCCAGAAAUGUUCCAUAUGCACAAAAACGUAUUUUUCAGAGUUUUGUGCACAAAUGUGUUUAUCCCUGUUAGUCAGAAUUUCUCCUUUGCCAAAGCCCUUUUGUGGGGAAAAGCUAUCUCUGAUUGGCUGACUCCCCAUGGCUGCAGCCCUGCCCAGCACAGGAGGUUUCUGCCUCCACUCUCCCAAUGGAUGGCCCUGCAACGCACAGGAGGUUGGUGGCACCUUAAUUGGGGAGAAUGGGCUUGUGGUAAUGACUUGAGUGCAGUCAGUGGAAUGGUAUCAAUUACAUCACGUGGUUUCCAGGUGUUUGAUACCAUUCCCUAAUGAAUUUAUUUCAAUUGACUGAUUUCCUUGAAUGAACUGUAACUCAGUAAAAUCUUUGAAAUGGUUCUAUGUUGAGUUUAUAGUUUUGUAUAUGAGUCACUUAGUUACUGAGGGAAUUAUAUUUUGAUGUGUUAAAAUCUAGUAAAGUAUCGGCAGAUGGCAGCACCACUGAACUUUUUCAGCAUUUAUACCGUUUCACACGAGAGUAGACAAGCCUCGUACAGCCAAUCAACGGUCGUUCGAUACGUCUUUCAGUAAAGCGCACUACCGCAUUGGAUAUUUUGUUUCCGCUCUUACCCGAUACAAACAAGAUGGCCGACGUUGUUGAAAUCUAUAAAUUGAAGUUGGCUGAGCUCAAGCAGGAGUGUGCUGUGAGGGGAUUGGAGGUGAAAGGAAACAAAGGUGACCUUAUUGGACGGUUGCAGGCAUACCUCGAGGAGCAUGAAGAUGAGGUGAAUGAAGAGGAGGUCUUGGGAGAGUUAGAGGACGAUCCUAAAGAGGAGGAAAUCAAUGAAAGACCUGCAGAAGAGGCAGCAGGAGAGGCAGCUGUACCUGAAAAGGAUGCUGAGAAGAAAGUUGUGAAAAUCACUGCCCCAGCAGCUGCAGAGGAGAAGCUGCAAAAGAGGGCGGAGCGUUUCAACCUGCCUGCCACUGCUGAUAGUAAGAAAGAGGCCCGCGCUGCCAGGUUCGGUUUACCAGCUCCAACGCCGGCUUCCACACCAGGUGCACCAGUUGCGAAUAGCAAACCAACUGUCAGUGUUGAGGUCCUGAAGAAGCGGGCAGAGCGCUUUGGCAUGAAUGUCUCCCCUGUUGCCAAAACGGUUGAAGUUGACGAGAAACUGAAAAAGAGGAAGGAGAGGUUUGGAAUUCUCACCGCUGCUGCUGCAGUUGGGGCUGAAGAUAGUGAGGCAAAGAAGAGGAAACGCGCAGAGCGAUUUGGAAAUAAUUGAUUCGACAAUUUUUUACUUUUUUUAACAUGUCAUUGUAUUUUUUAAACUUGUAACUCUUGUUUUACAGUGGUAAAAUACCAACCUAUGCUGUUUAGUAAGAACAAAUAUUUACAGUAUGUAAAAGAUUAGACAUUAAAGAUAUUUUCCAAUUUCCCACAAGUGUCCUAAUAACCCUUGAGUAAACUUGUCCUAUAGCUGUUGGGGAAUAAGGUAAUGUAGAGUCUGGAUAGACUUUCCUAUCAGGGCUUAAUCCUUAAGAGUCGUUUGACGCAUAAUAAACAAACCCCUAUCAAAAUCAAUCUGUUUUAAACUGGAGAUAUCAGAAUUUUUGUUUGGGCUGCGUCUCAAUCCACCACAUCUGCCUAUGUCAUCCUUCAGCGUCUGCGGUAGAAAGUGUAAGAUCUACAGCACUGUUUGUCAGACCAAGGAGACAUCCCAAAAAUCGGUCUUCUCGCAAAAAUGUCUUAGGAGCUCCACCAGGGGAGGGAUGGUGUAUGCUCUCUGCUCUAGGGGAGAAGCGGCUGACGUGCCCUGGUAGGGAUUUGGGUGUGACCCAGCCCCGUUGGAUAAUGGCUAAGAAAGCUUAGCUAAACCUGGCAAUAGUCCCCUGCGAACCGGGCUCCUGGUUUGUGACAUUUCUCACUCAAUGGACAUGCUGUAACAAGUGUGGAGGCACUAAGGUACUGUUCAGUUGGGAAUUUUUAUAUCAAAUAUCUUCAAUAGUUUGCCAGUUUAGAUUCCUGGUUGCACACUUAUUAAGCUAACUUCAUAAGAAGAAAUGCACAAAUCAUCUUGAAUUAACUUAAUUGUGCUACACACAUUUCAGACACUUUGGGAUGAUUUAGACAUGCAUUUCAAACAUGCUAUAUUGACUUGGCAUUGUUUUUUGGACAGAAAUGUUAGUUGGCAUUUGGUGGCGGGAGCCAGGUAAACAAAACCAAAGCAUGGAUUGGUCACUGGUUGUCCAAAGAUGACUUACAGUAUAAACAGUUCAUAAUUAGACUGUUUAUAAAUAUGUAAUAUGUUUUUGGGACUUAUUGGACUUCUAAUAAAAUGUUCUUACUACA